AUGGCCAGCAAUCUGAAGCCGAUCUCCACGCGGCCACGAGGCGGCGGCCCGGGGCCUGGUGACGUGGAAGGCGGCCGCGGCGGCUCCCCCUCGUCGAGCACCGGCGUGGCGCCGCUGAAGGAGCGCGGCAACAAUGGCGGCGGCGGCGACCCGCAGAGCGACAGCCCUGCGAUGGGCAGCGACAGCUCCAGCCCGUGGCGCCGCUUCUUCCGCGGCGGCAGCCGCUACCCCAACAGCGACGCGGACAGCUUUGGCAACAGCCCCCGCAACCUCAUGGGCUUCUCGCCCAAGGCUGGCAGCAGCAGGAGCGAGAGCCACAUGAGCACGCCCGUGAAGCGCAAGUACGGCGGCGGCGGCGGCGGCGGCGGGCGCGACUAUGGGCCCGGCCAGAUCAACGCGUACCCGCCCGUCAACCCGGCCGGCCACGGCGCUGCGGGCGCGGUGAUGAUGAGCCUGGCGGAGGAGCUGCUGACUAAGAAGGGUCUGAGCCUGAAGGACCUGCAGGAGGAGCAGGAGGAGUAUGCGGAGACGGGGGACAAGGUGGCCAUCCCUAAGGACAAGCGGCCCGUGUCCAAGCACUGGAACUGGGUGGGCCUGCUGAUCUUCCUCUUCUACUUUGGGUCCCUCAUCUACUACAUCAUCAUCCGCGCCACCAAGACCCUCAACAUGGGCUAUCUCGGGUACGGCAUCCUGGUGCUGCUGAUUGAGAUCAUCUCGUCAACAGCCACGAUGGGCUAUGCUGUUCUCCUCAUAAAGUACUCCAAUUCGCGGCGCACAAAGGGUCUACCCAUAGCCAAGAAGGGCCAGCAGCCCGACCUGGACAACCUCGCGUUCCACGUGCGCGUGCUCGUGCCGUGCUACAAGGAGAGCGUCGAGCUGGUCAAGAUCACGGUGCUGGGGGCGGUCAAGGCGCCGCUGCCGCGCAACACGCUGCGGACGGUGUACCUCUGCGAUGACGGCAAGGACCCUGCCAAGGAGGAGAUGAUCCGCGAGCUCAAUGCGGAGUACGGCUGCAUCGACCGGGCGGGGUGA
This is a messenger RNA of Monoraphidium neglectum, 1032 nucleotides long. RefSeq lists its product as hypothetical. The transcript has 6 exons. Lineage: Eukaryota; Viridiplantae; Chlorophyta; Chlorophyceae; Sphaeropleales; Selenastraceae. The coding region runs from base 1 to 1032 and encodes 343 amino acids. The record is from RefSeq and is a predicted model, not a curated record.